GCAGUUACAGAGUACAGGAUACAGAGUGCAGAGUAAAUUUCGGAACAUGGUCAUGCUUACGUCUGUUCCAAUUCUUAGUUCUAACCUUAAAUUGCCUUAAAUGUAUAGUUGAUUAAUUUAAAGAUUUAAACAUAUGGCACAAUCAAACUAUUACGACGAGGUGGAAAUCGAGGAUUUCGAGUACGACGAGGACGAAGGAAUUUACUAUUAUCCAUGUCCGUGUGGCGAUCAAUUUCAAAUAUCUCUUGCCGAUCUGGCUAGCGGCGAGGAAGAAGUCACAUGUCCUUCCUGCUCUCUCGUGAUUAAGGUGAUUUAUGAUAAAGAGUUAUUUCGCGCUAAGCAAGAAGAAGUUGAAAAAAAGAGCGAAAAGAAGGAAUUGAUAGCGCAAAAAGUUUAAAGUUUAAACAAAAUUAUUUUUGAGAUAUUUGAGGAUAUCAUAUGACAAAAAUGGCAGGACGUGGUAAAGGAAAAACUAGUAUGUCUUUCUCUAUGGAGCAAUUGGGGUUCUCUAAGGGAGAAAUGCUACCAGCGCCAGUUUUGCAACCAUCACCAACUUAUCCCAUGUUGGAUCAUAAGCCUUUACCAAUACAGAUGACAACCGAGAUGAGCUAUUUAGUAGAGUUAAAGAGAGAUUUUACUGAAUAUAUGCGAGAGUCGUCAAAUAAUGUGCAAGCUGUCAUAUUGAAUGAAGACAUUGAACGAUAUUGUGAGGAUUGUGACGAGGCUAUCACAGGAUAUAAUAAAUCAGAAUAUGAAUCGAAAUAUGACUGGAGCAGAAUGCCAAUGGAAUUAAAAUCAUCGCGGAAGCGUAAAAUCCAGCAACAGAAUGUAAAGCCGAAUAAGAAAAGGAAAAUCAUGGAAACAUCGAACAUUGAAAACAAACUGACGGAAUUAGAGAAAGAGGAAAGCACACAGCGGCUUAAUAAAGAGGAGGAGGUGGAAGAGGAAGAAGAGGAUGAGGACAAAAACAAGGAAGAGGAGCGUGUAAAGGAUGAGGAGGAAAUAGAUGAGGAAAUGGAUGAUGGGACUGAUUACGCAAAUGACUAUUUUGAUACUGGCGAAAAUUAUUACAGUGAAGACGAUAACGAUGAUGGACCUGUUUUUUGAUAAGUGAAUUUAAUGCAUUCUUUAUUUUAGAAUUAUUGAUCUUUUCAAGAUUUGAAUAUUGAUAAUACCCAUGCUGCAAACUUAGCUCAUUUAUGUGAUAUGUAAAUUUUUUGUUAUUUGUAAUCACAUAUGCUGUUAAUUUUAUAUAGUAGCAUUGUCUAGGGAUAAAAAUCAAUUAACAUACGGGUUUAAUUAAUGUUAAAUUGGGGAUGAAUAUAUCAUGGCGAGCUCAAUUGAAUUUACAUUGCAUAUUUUUUCCAUUUCUUUAAUUAUAUGCACAGAAAGCAAGUUUUUGAUAACAUCAAGUAGUAGUUCUAAUAAUAACAAGUCAUUUGUUAACACAUAAUCAUUUAUUGUAUUUGACUCUUUAUUCUGAUUGUAUUUGAUUCUUUAUUUUGAUUGAUCAAAUUCUAAUCUUUAAUCUUAAUCUUUAAUGCAUAGCUUAAUACCAGCCUUUUGGCCAGCUGCAUUGGUUGUUAGAUGAAGAUAAAAAUAAAUUCAUUUAUUCACUCGACAGAUAAGAGGAUAUUAGGAGGAGAAUUUAUGCUGUGAAAAAUAUGUGACAUUUAAAUGGUAAUUAUAGUAAAAAAUUCAAGUAAUAAUCUCGAGUUAAUAUAUUUUCAUACCUAAGAAAUUAAUUUAAAAUUAUUUGCAAUUGUUUAAUUAAUAUUAUAUCUUCAUUGUAAUCCUGUUUUAUUUCUCACUUUCCUUCUUUGUCGCAUUUUAUAAUAGGUAAUUAUUAUUUAUAUUAUGGGCGGGGCAGAAAAAUCAGUCGACGACGGUUUGGCAACCCAUCAUACAUUCAGCGAUGUCCGAAAGACAUCACAAAUUCUUCGAAAAUUAAUUUCAACAUUGAUUGUUAUGUAGCUCUUAAGUUUUCCUUCAGAUUUCUCAUUCGCACUGUUCUAUGACACGUUGUAUAAUAGUUAUUAGCAAAAUUGAUUUUUCUCGGAAACGAUACUAGAUUCUUCAGAGUACUCCGCUUUCUAUUUAAACUUUUUUCCAUACAUUUACGCACAAUUACAAGAUAACACACAACGUGUCCAGCACGUUAAUUUGCCGCAACGAAAAGCUAUCUUGCUAUAAACGAUAAGAAUUCAUAGCUUCAAUAACGAAUAUCAUCCACAAUAUUUUCCUACGUACUUUUUGUCAAUGGAAAAGGGUAGCAAGAAAAUGUAGAUUAUUUCGCAAUGUAUAUAUCUUACUAAAAAAAGUCCAAUAGCCUUUUUUUCUACAAAUUUUCUUAUCUAUAUUGUAAUCACAACAAUCAAGUGCGUUUCGAUUAAAAUAAAAGAAAGAGCAAAGCGUAUCUUCAAAUAUGGAAAUAAUACACAUAGAUAGAAUACAUCAUUAGCUAACUACAAUAGAACCUCGAAAUAACAGAUAUUAUCCCUUCCAUACGCGCUGGGCCACCCGCCACCCUCGAGUAGCAUGAGUAGAGUGGGAGGAACAAUCCAAGCGCGUAGAUGUAUGGGCGCAAUGUCCUCUCUCGGCGGUGUACUUGAUAGAACCCUAUAUAAUUCAGAACAUUGCAACAAUAUUGCGGCAAUGUUCUAUGCCAUAUGGGAUGCAUUUGUGCAAGUCUCACGCAGCCGCACGGCCCUGUAUUUAACGGGAGUAAAGGUAUCUUGUACAGUAGAUCAGAGCCCCGUACAGCGCACACUAUUUCGAGGUUCCACGUAUAAGUCUCGCAACAUGGUCCAAUGGCACAAUAGAAUUAUUUUAUUAUUUAUGAAUCAAAAAUACGAAAUUUCAUAGCGACUAUCUUAAAUGCGCUUGUGAAUAAUAAGCUUGCGAAAUAUUAAUAAAGUAUUAAUAAUAAAAAAGUUGGAUGCGAUGGAC
Formica exsecta is the source of this 2949-nucleotide messenger RNA. RefSeq names its product DNA-directed RNA polymerase III subunit RPC7-like (gene Polr3G). Gene Ontology annotation, biological process: transcription by RNA polymerase III. Gene Ontology annotation, cellular component: RNA polymerase III complex. The record is from RefSeq and is a predicted model, not a curated record. The transcript has 2 exons. Bases 439 to 1107 code for a protein of 222 amino acids. Lineage: Eukaryota; Metazoa; Arthropoda; Insecta; Hymenoptera; Formicidae.